AUGCGACUUCGCGGAGUGUUUCGUGCAGCCAAGGUGCUCAACGGACAACGUGCCAUUGGCACAAAAUGGGUGUUCAAGAUCAAGCGCAAGGCGGACGGAUCCAUCGAGAAGUACAAGGCACGUCUCGCGGCAAAGGGCUUUCGCUCAAAGUAUGGAAUCGACUACACGGAGACGUUUUCGCCCGUGGUCAAGCAUGUGACGCUGCGAAUGGUGAUCGCAAUUUCCAAGCAUUUUGGAUGGCCCAUCGACCAGCUUGAUGUGGUGACAGCUUUCCUGUAUGGCGUCAUGAAGGAACAAGUGUUCUGCGUGAUUCCUGAAGGCGUCGAACUUGACAGUACGUUCGACUGCCUGGAAUUGGUGAAGUCAAUUUACGGCCUCAAGCAAGCGUCGCGAGUGUGGAACGAGACGUGUUGCAUUGUAGAUCGGAGCGAGGAAAGCGGAGCAAACGGAGCGGAGAGACCGAAGAGAGUAGAGCAGAAAACACUUGCCCAAUAG
This is a messenger RNA of Peronospora matthiolae, 495 nucleotides long. Lineage: Eukaryota; Oomycota; Peronosporomycetes; Peronosporales; Peronosporaceae. The record is from the annotation of a GenBank genome assembly.